CCGAGGCCCUGCCCGGCCCGAGCCCAGGCCUCACCCGGGCGCCCUCACCGUGAGAACCAGCUGCCCCGCUGCGCCCGCGUCCCCCAGCUCGGGGCCGCCCCGCUCUGCCCCGCCGGGUCCCCGCGGCUGCUCGGCGUCGCCAGUGGCUCCCAUGGCGCCCCCGGCCCCCACAACUUCAGUCCGACUCUGCCACCGGCCGGAAAGUGGCGCCGUGACGUCACUGGAGCGCGCCGCCCGCCGGCCCGGAAGCGCGACGCGGGGAGCUGCGGAGUUACCAUGGGAACCGAACCGCCGCCGGGGUCGCGGGCCCUCGGAGACCCCGCGUAUGGGGCGGUUGGGGCUUCCUCCCUGGAGCGCUGAGCCUCCGCGGGGAGUGAGGGUGUCUCAGGGCGGUCCCCAGCUGGGCGGAGGUUCGGGAAAAGUGCGGGUGAAAGAGGGAGAGUGCCCUCCUGAUACGAACCCGUGUAAAGAACUGUGCCAGGAUGACGAGUCAUGUCCUCCUGGGCAGAAGUGCUGCAGCACAGGCUGUGGUCGGGUCUGCCGAGCAUACGUUUUUAAGGGGAUGAAAAGAGCAUGUCCCAGGAUUGUUCGGAAACGAUCCUGUGUUAAGAGUUGCAUCUCUGAUGAGACAUGUCCAGAUGUAAAGAAAUGUUGUACAUUUGGCUGCAGCCAGAGCUGUGUAGCCCACUGGGAUCUUUCUACGUUUCUGAGGAUCUUGCCAAGUUGAUUAGUCUGGCCUUGAACUUGCAUUCCUCUUGCUGAGCCUCCAAAGUCACUGAGACUGCAGACGUUCACCACCAUGCCCUGCUGGCCCAGUGACAUUUAAGCUGCAGCCUGGAGAAGGAGUUGAAGCUCGGCAGGUGGAGGGAGUGGUGGAUAUUGCAGGAAGAGUGAGGAGCAUGUGGCGAGGUCUUCAGAUGACAAGGAGUCGCCUCAUUUAAGAAACUGAAAGCAAGCUGGUGUGGUUAGCUGAGACCGAAAGUGGGAGAAUGAUGCCAGCUGAGGCUGGAGACCCCUGACACUGUGGAGGUGGCAGUGGGGAUGGGUAAAGGUGACACAGUUGAGAGACUAUGUAUAUUGAAAUGACAGCUUUCUGUUCUAUUCCUUACCUCCUUCAUGGUGACCUUAAGAGGCUCCUAAAAGGUAUUAGAAAUUGUGUGUAUCUUCCAUGUCUGACCCCUUUUUAUUUCCUGUUGUUUUAGGACUUUCAUCUACUUCUGCUUGUUUGUGCUUCCCAGUAUAUUUAUUAUUAUAUUGCUUAUUUAUUAUAUUUAUUAUAAGGUCACUUUUAAUUUAUUGCCUAUGUGUAAGGCCACUUAUUGGAAUGAUGCUAGCCACAUAAAUUAAUGAGAACUGAUAUUAUUACAAUGUUGAAUCUUUAUGUCUUCCUAUUGUUCAAGUGUAUUUGGUAUAAUAUAUGUUGUUUUGUAGUUUUAAUAUAUAUGUAUAUAUAUAUUUUGGUUCCAGAUAUUGAGCCCAGGGGCACUUAACCACUGAGCCACAUCCCCAGCCCUUUUUAA
This is a messenger RNA of Sciurus carolinensis (gray squirrel), 1520 nucleotides long. RefSeq names its product WAP four-disulfide core domain 3 (gene Wfdc3). Bases 152 to 727 code for a protein of 191 amino acids. Gene Ontology annotation, cellular component: extracellular region. Gene Ontology annotation, molecular function: peptidase inhibitor activity. Lineage: Eukaryota; Metazoa; Chordata; Mammalia; Rodentia; Sciuridae. Gene Ontology annotation, biological process: innate immune response; antibacterial humoral response. The record is from RefSeq and is a predicted model, not a curated record. The transcript is spliced from 4 exons.